Molecule: messenger RNA, 1827 nt
Organism: Aspergillus pseudotamarii
Lineage: Eukaryota; Fungi; Ascomycota; Eurotiomycetes; Eurotiales; Aspergillaceae
Gene: alg10
Product: dolichyl-P-Glc:Glc(2)Man(9)GlcNAc(2)-PP-dolichol alpha-1,2- glucosyltransferase
Exons: 3
Coding region: 1-1827 (608 amino acids)
Biological process (GO): dolichol-linked oligosaccharide biosynthetic process; protein N-linked glycosylation
Cellular component (GO): endoplasmic reticulum
Molecular function (GO): dolichyl pyrophosphate Glc2Man9GlcNAc2 alpha-1,2-glucosyltransferase activity
Source: RefSeq, a predicted model, not a curated record
AUGAGUGCCGCUCAACCUCAGUCGGGCCUGGCUCUUGCCGCCCGCUAUGCGGUUCCUUUUGUUUUGUUGUCGAUACCUAUAUGGAUGAAUCGGGUCAAUGCCGUGGUUCCGGAGCCGUAUUUGGAUGAAGCUUUCCAUAUUCCCCAAGCUCAAGCAUAUUGGCAUCACAAAUGGACGCACUGGGACCCGAAAAUCACCACUCCCCCUGGCCUCUAUCUCUGGUCGUACCUUCUUUGCGCUGGUGCGCUUUUGCUUCGAGGCUCUCCGAUAGAGCUCAAUGCGGAAGCACUUCGUUCAACCAAUGUUGCAGCUGCCGCCAUCUUCCUACCCUUGAGACUGCAGACCUUGCUAGAUAGGUUACGGAAAGAACGCAAUACACGGCCAUCCGGCUCAUGGCUAAGCCAUACUGUGCUGAAUAUCUGUCUCUUUCCGCCGUUGUUCUUCUUUUCGGGCCUCUACUAUACCGAUAUCCUUGCCCUGUUGGUUGUAAUUGAGGCGUACAACUGGGACCUUAGAAGGUCGACUCCAAAUGUCUCUCCUGGUCACUCUGUUGUGUUCAUUCUUCUGGGAGUGGCUGCGCUGGCCUUUAGACAGACCAACAUCUUCUGGGUCGCGGUUUUCUUCGGCGGAUUGCAAGUCAUCCGGACAUUGCGGAAAUCUUCCAAGACAUGUCAGUCGUCGAAUGCUGCAGAUAUUGUCAAAGGAGGCUUCAAAAAUGAAUUGUAUGACCCGCAGGUGUCAGAGGCCUCGUUGGCGGAUUAUUUCAAAACCGCCCUUUCCCUCUGUUCUGCUUUGCUUGGUAACUUGGGUCAGGUUGCUAUCUCCUCAAUCCCGUAUGUUCUUAUUCUUGCGGCCUUCGGAGGCUUUGUAUUGUGGAAUAAUGGGGUUGUCUUGGGACAUAAAGAAUACCAUACUGCGGGCUUGCAUCUGCCUCAGAUGUUGUAUAUUUGGCCUUAUAUCUUCUUCUUCUCGUGGCCUAUCCUGAUUCCGCCUGCUGUCAAUACGAUUCUUCCCAAGGCUUCUCUGCCUAGGUUUAUGCACUAUGGCUUUUCGGAAAAGCAGAAGGGUAUCCCAAAGAUUUUGACGAUUCUCGCGAUCGUCCCUGUUAUGCUGGUCACCGUCCACUACAACACUAUCGUUCACCCCUUCACACUCGCCGACAACCGUCAUUAUAUCUUCUACGUCUUUCGCCUUCUCCUCCGGAUUCAUCCGGCUGUCAAAUAUGUCGCGACUAUUGUUUACUUCCUCUGCGGUUGGGCGGUUAUCUCCGCCUUUGGCUUUUCGACUACCACACCGCCGCCUCGAUUCAUUCAAGCUCCACAGCCAGCGCCGGCCUCCCAGCCAUCUGUUCGGAAAGGUCAAAAGGCUCAAAAACAGACCGGCAACAAAAGGCAGCCUUCCAAGAAAGUCACCCAGCCCCCCAAAACAGAGCAGAUCACACCAGAAGCCUUCGCAAAGAUCCAAGAGGCGAUCAAGCAACGCCAACUGCAACAACUGGAUGCACCACGAGUAAGCUUUGUCCUUGUCUGGCUUAUCGCUACGACUCUCUCGCUUAUCACUGCGCCCCUGGUUGAGCCACGAUACUUCAUAAUCCCUUGGGUAAUGUGGCGACUGCAUCUUCCACGCCAACCCCCGCCGCUUGUUUACCGGGAGCAGCGUCCUCGGGAUGCGAAAGAAGCACUCCAUGCAAAGAUCGCAACCAACUUUCCACUAUUCCUGGAAACCUUCUGGUUCCUGGUCAUCAACGUUGUGACCGGAUACAUCUUUCUCUAUAAUGGUUUCGAGUGGCCUCAGGAGCCUGGAAAGAUCCAACGGUUCAUGUGGUGA